GUAAUAAAGCGCGUGGUUGUAAUUUGUGUAGAUCCAUAAACAAAAUUCUUUAGUGUGAUCAGUUAUCUUAAACCUUAGUUAGGGCUCCAUCCCCAUCCGCUCAACGUUCCUCAUUUGGACACUCUCACUCGCGCCUCCGAUCGCCGGUGAUUGAAAUUCCAAGACAGCAAAGAUGUCCGAAAGCGGCGUGGUUACGCUCUACGCGAACUCCGCUAUCGCCGAGACCACAAAGAAAUCCCCCUUCUCCGUGAAGGUGGGUUUGGCCCAAAUGCUCCGCGGCGGCGUCAUCAUGGACGUCGUCACACCUGAGCAAGCCCGGAUUGCUGAGGAAGCCGGCGCUUGCGCCGUCAUGGCUCUGGAGCGCGUCCCCGCAGACAUUAGAGCUCAGGGCGGCGUCGCCCGGAUGUCCGACCCUCAGAUGAUUAAGGAGAUCAAGCAGGCCGUCACCAUUCCGGUCAUGGCCAAGGCUCGGAUCGGGCAUUUCGUGGAGGCCCAGAUCCUCGAAGCAAUCGGGAUUGAUUACGUGGACGAAUCGGAGGUCCUCACACUCGCCGACGACGCCAACCACAUCAACAAGCACAAUUUCCGGAUCCCGUUCGUCUGCGGCUGCCGGAACCUCGGCGAAGCUCUCCGACGCAUCCGGGAGGGAGCCGCGAUGAUUCGAACCAAGGGAGAGGCGGGUACCGGCAACAUAAUCGAGGCCGUCCGUCACGUCCGGUCCGUGAUGGGCGACAUCCGGCUGCUCCGCAACAUGGACGACGACGAGGUGUUCACGUUCGCCAAGAAGAUUCAGGCGCCGUACGAUCUGGUUGUGCAGACGAAGCAGUUGGGAAGGCUCCCAGUGGUCCAAUUCGCUGCUGGAGGGGUGGCAACCCCAGCUGACGCCGCGCUGAUGAUGCAGCUGGGAUGUGACGGUGUGUUCGUCGGCUCAGGCGUCUUCAAGAGUGGAGAUCCGGCAAGAAGGGCCCGGGCCAUCGUACAGGCAGUCACCCACUACAGUGAUCCAGAGGUGCUUGCUGACAUAAGCUGUGGGCUUGGAGAGGCUAUGGUUGGAAUCAAUCUCAAUGACAACAACGUCGAGAGGUAUGCGAACCGCUCUGAGUGAAUGCUGGUAUUUCAAAGAUUCGAUUUUUAGUCAAGUUAUGGAUUGAUUGAGGUUUACAUGGAGGCCCCCAGAUCGUAUGUCAAUCUCGAAUGCCUUUGUGUUUACUGGCUUAUGUUGUUAUACAUUUCCAAUACUUUUGGUUGGAAACCAUUAGAAGCAUAAAUUGUUGUAAUGCAAUGACUGUUUUUAUCUAAAAUAAUAAUUUGAUGCCAUCUUAUGGGGUCAGUGUUUCCAAUCCCUUUGAUUUUCAAAAUGAAUGAGGAAAUGGUCAUCAUUUAUCAUUUACAA
Messenger RNA from Cuscuta epithymum, 1393 nucleotides. Lineage: Eukaryota; Viridiplantae; Streptophyta; Magnoliopsida; Solanales; Convolvulaceae. The record is from the annotation of a GenBank genome assembly.